Messenger RNA from Juglans microcarpa x Juglans regia, 675 nucleotides. RefSeq lists its product as uncharacterized. The record is from RefSeq and is a predicted model, not a curated record. Lineage: Eukaryota; Viridiplantae; Streptophyta; Magnoliopsida; Fagales; Juglandaceae. The transcript has a single exon. The coding region runs from base 1 to 675 and encodes 224 amino acids.
AUGGCUUUUGAAACUAUUUUAUACAUUACAUUACACAGACUAAUAGGUCUGUAUUCAGUAACUUUUUUGGGGUUCACGGUUUUAGGGAUCAAGGCUAAGAACAAGAUAUUUUGGGGGCUAGCCAAGAAGGGUCUCUUCACGGUCAGAAGUGCAUAUUUCUUGCACUUGGAAUUAAAAGAAAGAAGCAAAGGGGAGAGUUCAUCAAAGAAGAAAGUAGGUGACAUAUGGAAGAACAUUUGGGACCUUGAGGUACCAGGUGUGACAAAGCUUUUCUUAUGGAAAGUUGCAAACAAUUUGCUGCCAACAAAAGUAUACAUGUACAAAAGGAAGAUUACAAUUGACAAGAGAUGCCCUAUAUGCAAUGUAGAAGAAGAGACUCUUAUACAUGUUCUGUGGGAGUGUCCUGCAACAAAUGAUUUAUGGGGUAAUGAUGCAAGCUUUGUCAAGAAAUGGACAAGAUCAGAGGUGGAUUUCCUUAAACUUUGGGAGCAACUCAGAUGCAAACUCAACAAGAACCAGCUAGAAGAGGUGGCAGUGAUGCUAAGGAAGCUCUGGCUCAGGAGGAAUGAAUGGAUCUUUGCAAAGAGAUGGGAUUGCCCCAGGAAUUCAUUCAUUGCCAUGAGAGCAGCCUUGCAAGAAUUUCAGGAGGCACAAGCUCUAGCUCAUCAAAGCUAG